Messenger RNA from Aspergillus oryzae RIB40, 900 nucleotides. RefSeq lists its product as uncharacterized. Bases 1 to 900 code for a protein of 299 amino acids. NCBI's taxonomy places the organism in Eukaryota, Fungi, Ascomycota, Eurotiomycetes, Eurotiales, Aspergillaceae. The transcript has a single exon. The record is from RefSeq and is a predicted model, not a curated record.
AUGUUCAAGAAACCUCAAGUCUUCAGCUUCGGUGGAUUGCAUUUGCUAAAUCCGUCGUGCCACUCAUCACCAGCUCAUCCGCGUCCAUGGCAGUUGUCUCCGCACCGGGGGUUUGCCACUGCUCAUGGUUUCCGCGAAGAUGACCUCUCCUGGCCAUCUUCCUCCUCUUUUACUCCCUACGAUGUGUUCAAGCAAGACCGGAACGCUCCGUAUUCGAAGCACAGGUUCUAUGAAUUAGUCAAGAUCUACCACCCGGAUCGACCGUGCAAUGAUCAUCCAUUAUGCAGGGACCUCUCUCCCGAAACGAGGGUUCACAGAUACCAUGUUGUAGUAACAGCCCAUGAGAUUUUAUCCGAUCCAUCUAGGCGGGCGGCUUACGAUCUGUCUGGUGCUGGAUGGAAUCUCCACCCACAAGGUUCACAUCCACCCUGGGCUAGGCCAGGCUCGCGUGACUGGAGUCCCAUCUAUGCUAAUGCAACCUGGGAAGACUGGGAACGAUGGCAGAACCGUUAUAAUGGAAAGCAGCAAACGAUGGUUGACCAUCGCACCUUUGCGCGAUUGAUUAUACUUCUGACCCUGCUGGGAGGUGCGCUUCAGGCGUCCUGGAUCAACAAACUAAGUAUUGGACAUGAAGAUCGACUUCAACAACUCAAUGAGGAAACCAUGCGACUCCUGGCAGGACGACGGGAAAAUACCGUGAAGCAGAUGCCAUCAUCCGAAGCCAAAGUCCAACACUUUCUUAUCCGGAGAGAUCCUUCAGGUGUUGGAUUAAAGGGGCAAGAGCAGCAGGUCUACCAGAAGGUUCUCUAUCCUCGAGAGUCUUCCUCCGAAGAAGCGCAUCCAGUGAAGAUACUGGGCAAUACGACCACGGAUGCUAAAGAACCAGACCCGACAUCUUAA